Molecule: messenger RNA, 5297 nt
Organism: Physella acuta
Lineage: Eukaryota; Metazoa; Mollusca; Gastropoda; Physidae
Product: rho GTPase-activating protein 15
Biological process (GO): signal transduction; regulation of GTPase activity
Cellular component (GO): cytoplasm
Molecular function (GO): protein binding
Source: RefSeq, a predicted model, not a curated record
UUUCGCAAUCAUCUCCGCGGUGUUGUCUUAGUAGGCGAUUUUUAAUGGCUGACCUUAAGCUUCCGUAUUGACUUUAUGUAGUACAUUUGUAAAGUAAAGUAUCUCUCUAAUAAGGAGAAAAUUUUACUUUUUAUGAUGGUGUAGAAGCACUGGAUUUAUUAAUACCUAAAAUACCCGUUCUAAAAAAUUACAAUGACUGAUGAACUAGAAGAGGUAGUUAAAGUCCUUUAUGAUUAUACUUAUUCAGAGGACAAUGGAAAAGUUGAAAUAAAACAAGGUGAUAUAUAUAGACUUAUUGAAAAAACCAAUACAGAGUGGUGGGAAGUAUAUGAUCCUACAGAAUAUGAUGGGGAAUCAUUCUUUGUACCUGCACAGUAUGUUGAAAUUGUUCCUGAAAAAAGUCCAUGGAAAGCAUUAUCUGAUUUGGACAAAGUGUUAACUUUUGGAGAAGAUGAUGGGGAAGAUAGUGAUUCAUCAGAGUCACCAAUAAAUGACCCUGAGUCACCAAUAAAUGAUCCUAAAAUAUGUAUCUCUGAAACUGAAUCAAAACAAAAUAUAACAGCUUCCAAUAAUGCAACAACACAAAUGGAUGUUCGAAUUGAUACGAAUGUACUACCAAAAAUAGUUAAUAACAGUGAUGAUGGAGAAUAUGUAAACUUGGACGAAUUUCGUAAAACUGCUGGCAUAACAACUCAGCCCUCUGCGAAACCAAGCAAUACUCACAGUAUCAAUGAACCUGUAAGUAAGCCACCUGUCUCCCAGGAAUUAAUUCAAGGAUCUAUUCCACCACCUUUACCAACUGAAGGUACUUUUGUUAAAGUGCUUGUGAAGGGAUUACCAUGGGAUAUUUAUAAAGAGCCUACAUUAGGAAGGAACUAUUAUGUAAACAGGGAAACUGGAGAAAGAAUGUGGAAACCUCCCAGGAAAGACAAACCGUCAUCAGAACAGCCAAAAAGCCCCAUAACUCCACCCCAAAAUGCAGUAUCCAGCGCUGAAAGCUGGCCAGGCAUUCCACCAGAGUAUGAACAAGUUCAUGAUAAUGGAAGUGUAUAUUUUAUUCAUAAAUCUACCCAAGAAAAGUGGAAGAGCUUAGUUGACAAGGUGGGUCGCAAGUAUUUCCACAAGGUGGGUUCCUCUGAAACUCUGUGGACCCUUCCUACAACGCCUUUGACCAUUGAUAAAGAUUUAGCUUCGCAAAACACUGAGCAAGUUGUACAGUCACGGGAAGUGAAAUGGGAAUCACAAGGCCUUCGCAUGAGCACAUUUGGAACAAAGUCUGUGAGAGCAACAAAAGCAAUGUCUUCAUAUGGCCAACUUGAAAUAUCAAAUCCUAUCAACAGGGCAUCCACACUUCCAUCAAACUUUAUGGCUGUUAAACCUGUGCCAGUUUCCAAUGAGCGUAGUCGAAGCCCCACUCAAGUUAGCUCUACCAGUACAGGCCCACAGCGGCCCAAUAAUCUUCCGACUUCCAACACAAGUUCAUUAGCGCCUCAAGAGCUUCAACCAUUUAUGAACACUGGUGCUCUUGAAGGGUACAUAAAUAAGGCCAAGAUUACUGAUGUGGGAGGUAAAAAGAAAAUCAAGAAAAACUGGUCACAGAUUUAUUUAGUGAUUCAAGGAUCCAAUUUAAUUUUUUACAAAGACCAGAAGGCUGCUUCAAAUAAAAUAAACUCCCCACAUGGUAAACCAGAAACAGUGGUUAGUCUACAGGGUGCACACAUUGACUUCAACCCGUCCAAAGAGAUAACAAACAGGAAAAAUACAAUUAUGCUAAAUGUCAGCACUGGGAUAUUUCUUUUUCAAUCUGACAAUGAGAAAUUUAUUCGAGAAGUUUUUUUUAGGAUGAAGAUAAUCGCCAAUGAUGUUUCACCUUUAUCAGAUUCUAGUCCUCGAGAUUUUGAUAUUAAAGAUGAUAAAAAAGAUGAUAAAAAGGAUGACAAAAAAGAUGACAAAAAAGCAUUUAAUAGAAGUAUUUCAACUGAUGAUAAUAAAAACAUUCAUAAUAUUGAUAAGAACAAAAACAUGGUAGGGAUAAGGGCAAAGCUAUUAGGCUUUAUUUCACGGCGUCCUACACAGGAAGAUCUUUAUAAGAGGGGGAUUAUCAAAGAUUCUGUUUUUGGUUCUAAACUGGUUGAACUGUGUGAUAGAGAAAAAGUUCAUGUACCGAAUUUUGUACAUAGUUGUAUACAAGCAGUAGAAAGAAAAGGAUUAACUCACGAUGGGUUGUAUCGUAUCAGUGGUAAUAUGGCAGAAAUCCAAAGGUUGCGUUGUGCUGUAGACAGAGAUAACUCUUACAAUUUGUAUGAUGACCAGUGGGAUAUUCAUGUACUCACAGGAGCUCUUAAACUAUUUUUUAGAGAACUUAAGGAACCUGUCUUUCCUUUUCAUAUGUAUAACAAAUUUUUUGAAGCUAUAAAAAAGGAAACAAGGAAAGAAAAGUUAUCUUUGUUUAAAUCUGCUGUGUCAGACUUACCUAGAUGCAACUAUCACACUUUAAAAGAGUUGUUUUCACAUUUAUGCAAAGUUGUGGAAAUGAGUGCUGUGAAUCGUAUGCAAACCCAAAAUGUUGCAAUAGUUUUUGGUCCAACUUUAUUAUGGCAGGAAGAGGAAGGAGGAAGUUUAGCUGUUCAAACAGUUUAUCAGAGCAAAAUAGUGGAAUUUAUGCUUCUGGAGUUUAAAGAAUUAUUUAAAUAAUGACAGAAGGAUAAAUAUUGAUGGUAUACAUUGCUGUGAGGUUGUUGUAUUUUAAAAAAGUACAAUAAUAAUUCAUAUUUAAAUUUGUAAAUUUAAAAUAUAUAUAUUUUUUAGAAUGCACAUUCAUGUCAAUUUGGGUUUUAAAAAUAUUUAUCUUGAACAGUAAAAUAUACUAAAAGAAUACACUAAAAUCAGUUUAGACAAAUCUUGUGUCAACAAAAAGUUUAACUGUACAGGUCUCAUUUGUAUAAAAAUUGGUACUUAAACCCUAAAUUUUACAAUAGUCCUGUAUUAAAAAAAAUUGAAAAUAACUUAAGACUAAAUUUAAUUGUCAUUUUACAACAAACAGAAAUUGUUAAAUCGACUUAAAUUUUGUCAAAAUAGUAUUAACCUUUAAAUUAUUAUUCAGAACUUUUUAUGUAUACAUUUAUUUUUUGAUGCCUUUAAAAAUUCUUCAUUGUUAAAAUUUCUAUAUUCCUUUAAUUUGAAAAAAUGUACAGCAUUUUUAAAACUUGAAAUGACUUUUUUUGAAGUUAAUCACACAUUCUUUUCCUGUUUUGAAAUUAUUUAAAAUAUUUUUGUGUACCUUUAUUACAGUAUUAUUUAAUGAACAAUCAUUCCUAUGAUUUGUUUAAUGAUUAAAUUAUUUCAUGGCAGAAAAGUAAUAACCAAUUUUAUUUCAUUGUUUUUUUCUUAGAAGAUGGGCACAAUUAUUAAAAAUAUGUUUAGAGUAAUGUUUAGAAUAUUAUCUAAAAAGAAAUAUUCCUUUUCUUUUAAAGAAAAUACAUUUACCAUUAAAUUUUAAAAGAUUUUUGUUUUGUUACACUUACAUUUUAAAAUUUCCUGUUUGUUUGAAAGUAUUUAUUGUUUUAAAAAAAAUGUUGCAUAAUUUGACUAACUGCAACCCUAGCAAUUUAUCUUUAGUGUUAACAUGUGGUGUUUGGUUUCAGUUAAUGAAUUUAAUUACUAUGUAAUAUACAACAAAGCUUUUAAAAUCUUACUGUCAUUGAAUAAGGCUUCCAUACAGAUACAUUUUCUUUUCUUUUAACUCCAUGUUUUGUUGUUGUCUUUCAUAAGAAAAUAUAUUCUUUAUAUUGAGAAGUUGUGAUGGGUUUGACCUUAGAACACAUUUGGUUGUCACUGUACAUAAGAUAGUUAAAAAUGUCUGUAGUGCAUAAUCUUUCUUAAAAAUUUUAAUUGAAAGUAGAUUCUAUGUCAUAACGGAUUAUUUAAUUAUUAGUUACUAAUUGGAAUAAUCUGUACACUUAAUGUAUUUUUUCCAUUAGAUUUCUUUCUUUUCUAGAGCUAAAGCUUUGAAUGAGCUUACAAUUAGUCUACCUCGUGGUUUUUUAAAAAAAUGAACUUAGUUGUAGCAAAGUAUGAAGUUUUAACUUAUUUGGCGAAGUUCUAAAAAAACAUCUAUCUGAUUAAUGGAAAUAAUUUUGAAAUCUUUUUCCUCUAUUGUUGUUUUUCAUCUUUCAAAUAUAUAUUUUUUUAAACAACCAAACAAACUAGUCCCAUUAUAUUUGUUAACAUCUCCUGUAAUGAAACAUUCCUUAAAAAAAUAAUUUGUAGUGAAUUUUUUGGAUACUGUAUCUAUAACUGUAAAUGAGAAUGAUGCAAAUUAUAAAUGUUGAUGCCUUGUUAUUUUGUUUUGUACAGUAUACUUUAUUUAAAGUAAAUUGUACAGUAUUGUUUAUAAUUAAUUAAAAUGUUUCAAAAUAUUUAUAAGGCAUUCCAUAUUUUCUUUGCACUUGAAAUUUUUUCUUUGCAUUUUCAAAAUUAAGACUAAAUCUAUUAUUUUAUUAUUACUUAUUAUACAAUGGUUGUUACUGGAAGCCAGAGCAGUUAUAUCAACAUAAUAUAAUAGUCACUAGUUAAAACAAGAAGAAAUAAAUUUCCAUUUUUAGCUGUUUUAUUCAGGUGGAAAAUUUAAAUGGUAAUAUGACUAAUUAAUAUAUACAUUUUAAUUUAUUAAAGAUAAAACAAUUUUUUAAAGCUGUAAUUAUAACCUGGUUUGCAAAAUGAUUUAUGUAACUUAAUAAAGCUAUGCAAUGGUCAAAUGUUUAACUAUUAUUAUUAAUUACACUGUAAAGCCAUUCAACUCAUUAAAUGUAUUGCCAUGGUUAAAUUCAAUUGUUUUGAAAGCUAAUUCUUUAUAUAAAUUUGGUAUGUUAAACUUGUUUGUAAAUAUACUAAGCAAGAGACAACUUUGAAAGCUGUUUAGGUUAUAUGUAUACCAGAUUAUUUAAUUCUUGACACUUUCUUCAAACGGUGGUUACUUCAUUUAGAAAUGUUAAAUGUACAUUUUUCAAAUUUCCUUCAUGUGAACAAAGUCAACAAGCAUGCAAUAAAGAACAAAUGAAUCAAAAUAUUUUUUGUUUCUCUGCCUCUUCACUUGCUUGCAAAAAGAGAAAAGACAAGAUAAACCUUGACAUAACGGUUGCAUGGUGCUGACCACAAAUAACUCAUUUGCUCUAAUUAAUAAAGUCUGGAACUGAAAGGUUACAUGGGGUAUUUUUAUAACACUGUUCUCAUCUCAUGGAUUGUUCUUUGCUUUGUUAAGUGCUGUACUGUUGUGAACAAUGAGACUCAAAAUAAAA